AUGCCGGGACCAUCGGUAAAGAAGCGCUCCUUCAGCGACGGCCCCAAAAGCCGGGCCCCACGACCUACCAAAAAACAAAGGCAGAUUGCCGCGUACCACAGCAGCUCAGACGAGUCCGAAGACGACAGCGACGCGGGCGCGGCGGUACCGGCCAAUUUGCUUGACUCUGAUGACGAGGACCUCGAGAAUGUUGAGGUUGAUGACGGCGCAUCAUCACAAGAAUCCAACUCCGAUUCCGAUUCCCAAUCCGAAACAGAAUCGACACCAAAGCGCAACAAGCUCCAAUCGAAACACAAACCGAAAACCGAACCUAAAAAACUUUUCGUCGCAAAAGACGCUCCCGCGUCAUCCGGAGACGACGAAAACAACAACGAUGAUGACGCCGAUUCCGAAAAAGAGAAUGACGGCGAAGACGAGGACGAGGGCGACGACGACGACGAAUACUCUGACCUCUCCGACGCCGCAAGCCACACCUCCUCCUCCGGCGGCACCCACCCCAACCGCAACACCAAGUCCAAACGCAACGACCCGGCCGCCUUCGCCACCUCCAUCUCCAAGAUGCUCUCCUCCAAACUCCCCACCUCCCGCCGCGCCGACCCCAUCGUGGCCCGCAGCGCAGCAGCCGCCGAACAAUCGCGCCAAGCCGUCGACGCAGCCCUCGAAGCCAAAGCCCGCCGGCGCUUGCGCGAGCAGAAGCGCCUUGCGCUGGAAAAGGGUCGCGUGCGCGACGUGUUGGUCGCUAGCACCACGCGCACGCUGAAUAUCGCGACGGGGGAGAUUGAGGAGGUGGCGGAUGCUGCGGAUGGGACGGCUGGCGGGGCGCCGGUGACGACGGCGGAGAUUAUGGCGGGCGAGAAGAGGUUGAGGAAGGUUGCGCAGAGGGGUGUGGUGAAGUUGUUUAAUGCGGUGCGGGUGGCGCAGGUGAAGGCGACGGAAGCCGAGAGGGCGGCGAGGAAGGAGGGGAUUGUGGGGACGCAGAGGAAGGGGGAGAAGGUUACGGAGAUGAGUCGGAAGGGGUUUUUGGACUUGAUUGCGAGCGGCGGUGGGGGGUUGAAGAAGGGUGGUUUAGAGGAAGCGUGA
Messenger RNA from Dichotomopilus funicola, 1080 nucleotides. Its product is annotated as Rrp15p-domain-containing protein. The coding region runs from base 1 to 1080 and encodes 359 amino acids. Gene Ontology annotation, biological process: maturation of LSU-rRNA; maturation of 5.8S rRNA. Gene Ontology annotation, cellular component: preribosome, large subunit precursor. Lineage: Eukaryota; Fungi; Ascomycota; Sordariomycetes; Sordariales; Chaetomiaceae. The record is from RefSeq and is a predicted model, not a curated record. The transcript has a single exon.